Molecule: messenger RNA, 1672 nt
Organism: Mycena citricolor
Lineage: Eukaryota; Fungi; Basidiomycota; Agaricomycetes; Agaricales; Mycenaceae
Source: the annotation of a GenBank genome assembly
AUGCUCGUCUACUCACUGCUAGCUCUCCUCCCUGCCGCGAGCCUCGUGCGGGCCCAGGUAGUCGCGCCAGGCAUCGAGCCGUUCGCGCUGUGUCUGCAGGGCACCGGCCUGAAGGUGGAGCUGCCCACGAACGCCACCUGGGACGCCUCGACCGCCGCCUUCAACACACGCUUCCACUACACCCCAGCGGCAAUCGUGUACCCGACCCACGCGGCCGACGUGGCCCAGGCCGUGCGCUGCGCAGGGCUGUUCGGCGUCCCGGUGUCGCCGCUGUCCGGCGGCCACUCGUACGCGGCGUCGGGGUACGGCUCGCGCGACGGCGAGCUGGUCGUCGCGUUCCGCGACAUGGCCGCCGUGACGUACUCCGCGGCCGGCCAGACCGCCGCCAUCCAGCCGGGCGCGCGGCUGGGCGAUGUGGCGCUGGCGCUGUUCAACGGCUAUGGCCGGGCACUCGCGCAUGGCGUGUGCCCGUAUGUCGGCGUCGGUGGACAUACUGCUUUUGGGGGCUGGGGGUUCGCCUCGCGCAACUGGGGCCUCAUGAUCGACCAGGUCGUCGCUGCUGAACUCGUCCUCGCUAAUGGAACGCUGGUGCACGUCAGCAACACCCAGCAUCCCGAGAUAUUGAAGGUCAGUGCGACGAUAACACAACCGAUCGCGCGGAAGCUCAGUUCCCACCAGGGCGUACGAGGGGCGGCUUCGUCCUUCGGCAUCGUCACGCAAUACACAUUCCAGACGCACGCGGCCCCGUCCAGUGUCGUCCGCUUCUCCUUCUCAUACAGCAAUCCGCAGCUGGCGCCGGCCGCGUUCGCCCAGGUCAUGGGUGCGUACCAGACGUGGGCCGCGACUGUGCCGAAGCAGAUGGGGAUCGAGGCGAAUAUCUGGGACUCGGGCAAGACGAUUGAGCUCGGCGGGUACUACAUGGGCCCGCUGGACCAGUUCAACGCAACCUUCACCCCGCUGUUGAAAGCGGCCGGGGAGCCGAAUGGCCGGUACGUACAGGAACGCAGCUGGAUCGACGCGCUGGUCGAGGUCAACGGAGGCUCUCCGCUGUCCACCAUUGGCAAACCAGAGAUGCACUCGACGUUCUACGCCAAAUCGCUCGUCGUCCCCACCGCGAACCCGCUCUCGCCAAACGCAUUCUCCGCCCUCGCGGCAUACUUCUCCGCGCACCCCGCGCCCGCCGGCACGUCCUGGUUCAUCCAAUUCGAGCUCUGGGGCGGCGGCGACAGCCAAAUCUCCUCUGUGCCUAGCACAGCCACGGCAUACCCGCACCGCGCGCACCUUUUUACGAUCCAGUUCUACGCAUACGCGACACCGGGGACGUGGAGCGCCGCGGGGGGCGUGCCGUUCGUCGACGGGCUCGUCGCGGCGCUGCAGCGCAACUCGCCGGGGACGAAGUUCGGCGCGUAUGCGAACUACCUCGAUCCGGACUUGAGGGACUGGAGGGAGAUGUAUUGGGCGGGGAACUACGCGGCGCUGGAGCAUGCACGGAUGAGCGUCGAUCCGCAUGGACUGUUCGCUAAGAAGCAGUCGAUUGGGGCUGAGAAAUACCCGGUGUAGAUCACUCAACCGUGGGAAGAUUGUUCCCACGGUUGAAUUGAAGUUGUCAUUGCAAAAGUGUAAUAUACAUAUUAGUUCCUCGAAGAUACGAGAGAUGAGGGGGGUGCACGAU